This is a messenger RNA of Olea europaea var. sylvestris, 441 nucleotides long. Its product is annotated as ABC transporter B family member 9-like. The record is from RefSeq and is a predicted model, not a curated record. Gene Ontology annotation, biological process: transmembrane transport. Gene Ontology annotation, molecular function: ATP binding; ABC-type transporter activity. NCBI's taxonomy places the organism in Eukaryota, Viridiplantae, Streptophyta, Magnoliopsida, Lamiales, Oleaceae. Bases 1 to 441 code for a protein of 146 amino acids. Gene Ontology annotation, cellular component: membrane. The transcript is spliced from 4 exons.
AUGUCAACAUUCAUUGGAGGGUUUAUAAUUGCUUUCUGUAAAGGAUGGCUUCUAUCCUUAGUAUCGUGUGCUUGCAUUCCUGUACUUAUCAUAGCAGAAGGAUCCAUGUCAUUGCUUAUGAUGAAGAUGUGGAUUCGAGGACAAGUUGCUUAUGCAGAAGCUGGAUAUGUGGCUGAACAAAUUGUAGGAGCAAUCAGAAUGGUAGCAUACUUCAUCGGAGAGAAUAAAGCAACAGAAAAGUAUGAUAGCAAAUUGCAAAUAGCCUAUGCAUCCACUGUUCAGCAAGGAUAUAGUGGUGGAAAGGUUAUUGAUAUCAUGAUGGCCAUAACGACUGGGGAAAUGACUUUUGUUAAAGGACAGGCUUUGGCAAAUUUCAUGGCAGUAUUCAUCCCUAAUCAAGAAAUAGAAGAAGAAAUGAAACCUAAUGAGCCACCUACUUGA